Aureococcus anophagefferens is the source of this 3898-nucleotide messenger RNA. RefSeq lists its product as hypothetical. Gene Ontology annotation, biological process: positive regulation of mitotic metaphase/anaphase transition; anaphase-promoting complex-dependent catabolic process; protein K11-linked ubiquitination. The transcript has 12 exons. Bases 86 to 3898 code for a protein of 1270 amino acids. Gene Ontology annotation, molecular function: protein binding. NCBI's taxonomy places the organism in Eukaryota, Pelagophyceae, Pelagomonadales, Pelagomonadaceae. Gene Ontology annotation, cellular component: anaphase-promoting complex. The record is from RefSeq and is a predicted model, not a curated record.
GCGUAGUCGAGCCGCCCGCAGCGCCUGACACCGCGCCGCAGCGCCCGACACCGCGAGGCGCGUUCGCAGCGCUCGGCGCGCCGCGAUGGCCAACCCGUUCAACAUCGGCGUCUGCGUCGUCAUGCAGCUCCUGCUGCCCGACGACCGCCUCAACGACAUGGACGAGGCCAGCGACGACGAGGCGCCGGCGCGGCCCGAGCUCGCCGCCGAGGAGCUCUUCGCCGUGGCCCAGUUCCUGCUCGACGAGAUCCAGGCCAUCGAGGGCGUCGAGGACGCCGUCGCGACGAUGCCGUGGUUCGCCGUCCUCGCGCGGCUCGCGCGGUGCUUCGACGCGUCGGAACCCCCCGCGGCCGACGGCCUCGGCGACCGCGUCGCCGGCUGGUGCGCGCGCGAGCUCGAGGGCCUGACGGCGUCGCCCGACGCGCUCGUCGACUUCCUCGACGACCUGCGGCGCCGCCUCGAGAAGCCGUCGGCGGGCGAGAAGGCGCGGCGCGGCGCGUGCUUCACGACGCACGUCGACGGCGAGUCGGUCUUCGGCCUCUUCCUCCGGCGCACGCUGCUCGACGCGUCGCUGCGCCACUUCGACAGCGUCGUCGGGACCUACGACCGCCUCGUCGUCUACCAGAGCGCGUACCGCGAGGACGUCGCCGCCGCGCCGCCCGCGCCGCCGCCCGCGGCGGCCGCGGCGGCGCCGCGGGGCCGCGCGGGGUCCUUCGACGAGGAAACCUCGCCGCCCGCGCCGCCGGCGCCGCCGCCGGUCGUCGCCGCGUCGUCGUCGUCGCGCCGCGCGUUCUACCUGUCGCUGCUUACCGCGCGGCAGCUCGAGCUUUAUCUGGAGCGCCGCAUCCUGAGCGUGUCCGCGGACGUCGGCACGUCGACGCUCGAGGAGACGGAGCGCGAGCUCGCCUUCCUCGAGGCGCUGGAGCCGGAGCUGCCGCGCGCGUCGUUCCUCCGCUACCUCUCGUGCGUGCACCACCGCGAGCUCCUCGGGGCGCUGGACGCGCUCCACCGCUACUUCGACUACGCGCGGGCCCGCGGCGGCCCGCGGAGCCCCAACGACGCCAAGUCGGCGCGGGGCGUCGCCCAGUACGCGGCGCUGAAUCUGGCGGCGGUCCACGUGCGCUUCGGCCACCACGGCUUGGCGGCGAUCGCGAUCGACGAGGCCGUGCGCGUCGCGCAGCAGCGCCACGACCACGCCUGCGUGACCUUCGCCCUGUCCUGGCUCAAGCACGUCGACGAGCAGGAGCGCGAGGCCGACGCGGACCGGCACGGGCCGCCGCUGCCGGGCGAGGACGACGGCGGCGGCGCGAACGUCGACGCGCUCCGGCGCGCCGCGGGCCGGGCCAAGGAGCUGGGGCUCGGCGACCUCGAGGCGGCGUCGACGCUCGCGUUCACCGUCGACUGCGUGCGCCACGGCAUGCCCUCCGACGAGCUCCAGCUGAGCCCGUCGACGCCGGCGUACCAGCCGAGCGACCUCCACGUGUCCGCGCUCGCGGCCUGGGAGCUUUUAGGCCGCGCGACGAAGGCUUUGGAGGUGCCCGGCGAGCGCGACGGCCCGGCGGCGCACCACCUGGCCAUGACGCCCCAGCAGCGCCUCGCGCGGGACGCGGAGCAGCGGCGCCGGGGGCUGCUCGGCGAGGCCGAGGGCGCGGGGCUGGGCAAGGACGCGGCGAUCACGGAGCGGCGCACGGUGGCCACGGACGCGCCGCGGACCGUCGUCGCCCAGGCGGCGGCGAAGCGCCACGCCGUCGCGGGCGGCGUCUGGACCCACUUCGGGUUCCGCCGCAUGUCGAACCUCGCGUCGCGCGCGCUCCUCGCGACGGCCUGUGCGACGGCGCGGCGCGCCGCGGAGCGCCAGGCGCGGCGCGCGGGCUCCCGGGGCGCGCGGCCGGCCGACGGCGACGCCUGCGGCGGCCUCGUGCCCCACGCGAUCCGCGAGAGCGCGGCCGCGGAUUUGGCGUUCGCCGCGCUCUACGGCGACUUCCGGCCCCGGGAGCGCGACCGCGACGGCGGCGGCGCGCGCGUGGCCUACGCCGUGGCCCUGCGGCGCCUCGAGCGCCUGGGGGCCCACGCGUCGAACCGCGUGUCCUCGAACAUCGCCAUCCGCGCGGAGUACCUGCUCAAGUUCGAGUGGGCGCUGCACCGCGGCGCGAACAAGCGCGCCGAGGCGCUCGCGUCCGCGCUGCUGGGCGUGAGCCCCGUCCAGGCCGACCUGGGGCCCGAGGCCCACGUCGAGGCCGUGCGCGCGUCCGCGCGCCUCCUGGCGCGGCGCGAGCGCUGGGAGCGCGCCGUGAAGACGAUGAACGAGCUCGAGCGCUACUGCGGGCGCAAGGGCCUGUGGGCGCAGCAGGCGGAGUGCCUCAUGCUCGGCGCGCACUGGCGCCUGGACGCCUGCCCCCAGUCGCCCGUGCCGGCGCUCAGCCCCGCGCUCCGGUGCCUCGCGCUCUGCGAGAAGUUCGCGCUCGACCACCUCCACGCGGAGGCGGCCUUCGCGCUCGGCCGCGUCAACGUCUACCUCGGCAGCGUCGCCAAGGCGCGGAGCCUCAUCCAGGGCGCCCUGCCCAAGCUCCUGGGCCACAGCCACGUCCAGCUCCAGGGCGACGCGUGGUACGCCCUGGCGGAGACGGAGCUCCGCGAGAAGGCCUACGCGACGAAGUCGCCCGAGAUCCACAAGGACGUCGUCGCCGAGGGCCUCAAGGACUUCUCGCGGCCCCUCACCUACUACGGCCGCGCCCUCGAGGCCUUCACCUACGUCCAGAACUGGAAGCGCAUGCAGGACGCCCACUACUACCUGAGCAUGAUCCACCACCAGCUCGUCGACGCGACGGACGACGCCUGCGAGAACAAGGCGAAGCGCGACUACCACGCGGACCGCGCCCUCAAGCUCAACGACGACCUCAACCGGAGCCAGCAGGACCUCAUGUUCUUCCGGCCCAUCUGGAUCCUCCCGGCCGAGUGGGGCGAGCACCUCGAGUACAACGAGUUCGACGGCGGCCCGAGCGAUGGGAUCCCGCACGAGAUCGGCGAGCUCACGGCGCUGACGUACCUGUCGCUCCAAAACAACAAGAUCGACGGCACGCUCCCCGUCGAGAUCGGCCAGCUCACGAAGCUGCAGUACCUGAACCUCUACUCCAGCUACAUCACCGGUACGAUCCCGACCGAGAUCGGCCUGCUCUCGGCGCUGACGUACCUGAACUUCUACAACAAGCAGAUCACCGGCCCGAUCCCGACCGAGAUCGGCCAGCUCACGGCGCUGAAGUACCUGCGGCUCUGGGAGUGCGGCAUCACCGGCCCGAUCCCGACCGAGAUCGGCCAGCUCACGGCGCUGACGGAGCUGCGAGUUCCCCCCGCGUACCUCACCGACAACAAGAUCAACGGCCCGAUCCCGACCGAGAUCGGUCAGCUCACGAAGCUGGGGUUGCUGUGGCUCGAAAACAACAAGAUCGACGGCCCGAUCCCGACCGAGAUCGGCCAGCUCACGGCGCUGACGACCCUGCGAGUUCCCCCCGCGUACCUCACCAACACCAAGAUCACCGGCACGCUCCCCGUCGAGUUCGGCCAGCUCACGAAGCUGACGUACCUGUACCUCAACGACAACGAGAUCAACGGCACGCUCCCCGUCGAGUUCGGACAGCUCACGAACCUGAAGUGGCUCUACCACAACCACAUCACCGGCACGUUCCCUCUCGCCCUCUGCGACGUCGAGAAUUGCAUCGCCGAGGAUAAUUCUCUCAUCGUCAGGACCUCGCCGUGCGACGACUACAACAACUUCGUCGCGCCGCGCGUCAGGCCGGUUUGCUGCGAUAUCAUCGGAGAAAACGGGGAGACUUGCGCCGCCGCGGCCGCGGGCCUCGCCGCGCUCUCCGCGGCCCUCGCCGGCGUCGUCAUGCUCGCCUAG